This is a messenger RNA of Darwinula stevensoni, 2247 nucleotides long. NCBI's taxonomy places the organism in Eukaryota, Metazoa, Arthropoda, Ostracoda, Podocopida, Darwinulidae. The record is from the annotation of a GenBank genome assembly.
AUGCUGGGAGAAGCUUACUCGGAUGAAGAUGCCCAAAAUAAAGAUAAAACCAGAGCUGAUAGCCAUAUUCAACUUGAGGGGAAGUUUUCCCGAGGGAAGUCAAAAGAACUGGAGGUUGAGGAAGAGAAGCGAUAUAUGUGCUUGAUGAAUCUUUUGGAUAAAUCCAAGAAGCUUGCAAGCUUUUUGGAGCAAAAACUAGAUGUGCAAGGUAUGAAUGUUAAGCAGACAUGUGAACCAAAAGGAAAAAUAGAGCAAAUGAAGGGUGAUGUGGCCAAAGGGAAUAGUGCCGUUCAUCAAAACAUUCAGGAACAUGAAGCAAAGAGAAAGAUGCUAGGGAAGAUGGAAGUUUUUGGUCAGUGUAAUUUAUUUGAGGGUGGGAAACUUCGUCCAUAUCAAGUGGAAGGAGUGGAGUGGCUGAACCUCCUCUUUCUGAAUGGGACCAAUGGGAUUCUUGCUGAUGAAAUGGGACUAGGGAAAACAGUGCAGUGCAUUGCCUUCAUUUCACAUCUCAUUGAAAAUUCCAUGAAAGGGCCAUUCCUUGUUGUUGCACCUCUGUCUACACUGCCUAAUUGGUUGUCUGAAUUUCAGCAGUUCACCCCCAAAUUGAAGGUGGUAUUGUAUCAUGGAGCUGCAGCAACACGGAAAGCUCUCAUCCCUGAGAUUAAGAAGCAGCAUCAACUGACAUCUUCCAUUUCUUCCCACCCAGUGGUGCUUACUUCUUAUGACAUCAUAAUCAGGGAUGCAAAAAUCCUUAGGAAAUUUUCUUGGGCUUACUGCAUGAUUGAUGAAGGUCAUCGGCUAAAAAACUUUAACUGUCGACUGGUGAGGGAAUUGCAUCAGUUUCACUUUGACAGUGUGCUCAUCCUAACUGGAACCCCCUUGCAAAACAACCUGGAAGAGCUAUGGGCCCUGCUCAACUUCAUAUUACCUGAUGUAUUCCAUGAUCUUCAAGUCUUCCAAUCUUGGUUCCAAAUUCAUGAUCUCAUCUCUGGUGGCUCAGACAAGAUCCUUUCUCAGGAGAAGGAAAAGAAGAUCCUGACAAGUUUUCAUCAGAUCCUUAGUCCAUUCAUUCUACGCCGUUUGAAGGUUGAUGUUGAAAUAGAGCUCCCAGCAAAAAAGGAGCUUCUCAUCUAUUGUCCAUUGACAGAAGAGCAAUUCUCAUUGUAUUCUGCUGUUCUGGAUGGCUCCAUGCUGAAGUUCUGCAGUCAGAAGAGUGACACUGGACCCCCCUUGACUGUUAAUGGCAAGAGACAUUGUAAGGGACGGAAUGAAUCAUUCUCAUUUGCUGAGUGUGAUGGGAUCGAAGAAUAUGAUGAUGAUGACAUUGAUCUCAAGAGCCCCAAGAAUGUGGUGAAGUCUUCUGAUUUGUCAACCAGUCCUGUCAUGGAAAAUAAAGAAAACUCCAUGCACAUUGUCAAUAUGAAGCUUAAUAAUCGUAUGAUGAUGUUGCGAAAGAUCGCUAAUCACCCCUACCUUGUUCGUUUCCCACUGAAUCCUCAGAACCCUCAUGACUUUGGUCCUGAAUUGAUAGCAGCUAGUGGUAAGUUGCUUGUUCUUGAUGAGCUCCUGCACCAGCUGAAGAAGCAGAAGCACAAGGUACUGAUAUUCUCCCAGAUGACAAGAAUGAUGGACAUAUUGGCUGAUUACCUUGAUAUGAGAGGCUUUGGAUUUGCACAACUGGAUGGAAGAAUGAGUCUUGACUUGAGGCAGGAGAUGAUCAAAAGAUUCAAUUCAGAUGUUAAUACUUUUGUCUUCCUGAUCAGCACAAGGGCAGGAGGUUUGGGGCUGAACUUGACUGCUGCUGACACAGUUGUCAUAUAUGAUUCUGAUUGGAACCCACAGCAAGAUUUACAGGCUCAAGACCGAUGCCAUCGUAUUGGUCAGUCCAAGCCUGUCGUGGUAUAUCGUCUGGUCACAGUCAACACGAUCGAUGAGGAAAUGGUUGAGAGAGCAUCGGCCAAAAGACGCCUUGAAAAGAUCAUCAUGAAGAAGGAGAAGUUUGAUUCCAUUCACAAAGGAAGUGAAGGGAAGCAGUUGAAUCUUUGUGAAUUGGAGGAGUUGAUGAAAUCAUCAGAUUUUCAUGGAGUUGCACAUCCAUGCUCUUCUGGGAAAGUCUUCACAGAUGAGCAACUCAAGAGUCUCUUGGAUAGGGAUGCCCUAUUCCAGAUGGAAAUGGGCACCAAACAGAGUAGUGGAAACUGUGCAUACAAGGUGCUUCCAUCAGAAACUGCAUUGAGAUUCAUUUGA